This is a messenger RNA of Fundulus heteroclitus (mummichog), 6594 nucleotides long. Its product is annotated as E3 ubiquitin-protein ligase MIB2-like. Gene Ontology annotation, molecular function: ubiquitin-protein transferase activity; zinc ion binding; protein binding. NCBI's taxonomy places the organism in Eukaryota, Metazoa, Chordata, Actinopteri, Cyprinodontiformes, Fundulidae. Gene Ontology annotation, cellular component: cytoplasm. The record is from RefSeq and is a predicted model, not a curated record. Gene Ontology annotation, biological process: protein ubiquitination.
AGUGAACCUGACGCCGAGGCAGAACCUCCCGCGCGUCAUCCUCAAGGGAAUCUUCCAGGGGGUUAAAGUAGUCCGUGGACCAGACUGGGACUGGGGGAACCAAGACGGUGGUGAGGGUAAGGUUGGCAAAGUGGUGGACAUUCGUGGCUGGGACACGGAGUCCGGCCGCAGCGUGGCCAGUGUCACCUGGUCCAACGGCACCACCAAUGUCUACCGAAUGGGCCACAAAGGCAAAGUUGACCUAAAGUACGUGUCGGAUGGCCAGGGAGGCUUUUAUUACAAAGAUCACCUACCGAAGCUUGGUGAGCAUGCAGAGCUCCAGCGGCAGGAGAGCGCUGACGGCCACUCUUUUCAGCAGGGAGACAAAGUCAAAUGUUUGCUGGAGGUGGACAUUUUGCGACAGAUGCAGGAAGGACACGGAGGGUGGAACCCCAAAAUGGCCGAGUACAUUUGUCGGAUCGGCACUGUUCAUAGAAUAACUGACAGAGGAGACGUCCGCGUCCAGUACAGCAACAACAUCCGCUGGACUUUCCACCCGGGAGCUCUUACCAAGGUGAACACCUUUGGAGUGGGCGAGCUGGUUAAAGUAUUGGACGAGCUGGAAACCGUGAAGAGACUUCAGGCUGGCCAUGGGGAGUGGACAGACAGCAUGACUCCUGUGCUUGGCCAGGUGGGAAAGGUGUUGAAAGUAUAUGCAGAUGGUGACCUACGGGUGGCAUUUGGAGGCCAGACGUGGACGUUCAACCCAGCGUGCCUUUCAGCCCAGCCUGCAGAGGUCGAUGCAAACCUUAUGACAGCCGAGAACCCCAACGAAUCUGGAAGUACGGUCAUCUCCGUGCUGGAGAAGCUGCUGUCUCAGUCCACAGAGCAGGACAACCCCAACAGGCUCGUCAUCGAGGCAGCCCACGGCAGUGCCAACAAAGUGCGCGAGUUGGUGCAAAAGUAUCCUGACAAGGUGGAUAUCAAGAACCAAGGCAAGACGGCUCUGCAGGUGGCCGCUCACCAAGGCCACACAGAUGUGGUGAAGGCCCUGCUGCAAGCCAACAGCUCGGUCGAGGUUAAGGAUGAAGAUGGAGACACGGCAUUACACUACACUGCCUUCGGUAACCAGGCUGAGAUCGCCCGGCUGCUGCUGAGCAAAGGGGCGAAUGUCAACGUACUGAACAACUCCAUGUGUACAGCGCUCCACAUUGCUGUCAACAAGGGCUUCACUGACGUGGUGCGAGUGCUGACCGAACAUUCGGCUGACGUCAAUCUCCAGGAUUCAUAUGGGGACACGCCGCUUCACGACGCCAUUGCCAAGGAUUUCCGCAGCAUCAUCGAGAUCCUGGUGGUAGUGCCCAACAUUGACUUCACCCAGCAGAACCACAGAGGCUUCAACCUGCUUCACCACGCUGCUCUCAAAGGGAACAAACUGGCCACAGAAAAGAUCCUGGCUCGAGCUCGGCAGCUAGUGGACGUCAAAAAGGAAGACGGCUUCUCUGCCCUGCAUCUGGCCGCUCUCAACAACCACAGAGACGUCACCGAGGUCCUCAUCAAGGAGGGGCGCUGUGACGUCAACAUCCGUAACAACCGUAACCAGACGCCCCUGCAGCUGGCCGUCACACAGGGCCACACGGAACUGGUGCAGCUGCUGGUGGACGAGGGCGCCGACGUCAACAUGGAGGACGAGGACGGUGACACGGCCAUGCACGUGGCCCUCCUUCGCCCGCAGCUGGCCAACGUCAUGCUCACCCCGUCAGCAGGGAGCAGCAGCACGGAGGAGGGCACCGAGGGCUGCUCGUCCACGUCGCUCUACUGCAGGCUGAACUCUUCGGGUCUCCUGGGGAACGCCGAGCUAAACGUCGGCAUGGGUAUCGCCUGUUUUCUGGCCCAGGAGGGUGCUGAUAUCAGCUACGCCAACCACAAAGGCAAAAGUCCUCUGGACCUGGUGGCAGACAGCACCAUGCUGCAGCUCAUCAAGAACUUCUCUGAGAAGCACAGGUUGCAGCGUCUGCAGGCCAUCACAUGUGGACAGGGCUUGAGCAGCGCAAGCAUGCGGCGGGUCCACACAACACCCAACACCAUGACCAACCUGGUUUUUCCCACGCCGCCUGGUCCCAGUGAAUGCCUCAUCUGUUCUGAGCUCGCUCUGCUGGUUCUCUUCUGUCCCUGCCAGCACAGCGUGGCCUGUGAAGAAUGUGCUCAUCGCAUGAAGAAAUGCAUCAAAUGCCAGGUGACGAUAACCAAGAAGAUACGACAAGACCAAACGGAGGUGGACUGCAGCCCUGGCACAGAGAACUCUGAGCAGCACAACCUGCUGGAGCAGCUACAGUCCCGCUACAGACAGAUGGAGGAGCGCAUCACCUGCCCCAUCUGCAUCGACAACCACAUCAAGCUGGUCUUCCAGUGCGGACACGCCUCCUGCAUCGACUGCAGCGCCGCGCUCAAGACCUGCCCGAUCUGCAGGCAGACCAUCCGGGAGCGCAUCCAGCUGUUUGUCUGAGCAGGAAGGGCCGCAGAGGCGCAGCGCUCUCGUCCCCCUCCUCUCUGGCCGCUGCAGCCUCCCCGCGCCUCUGAUUAAACAUUCACACAACUUUUUUCUAAAAGACCCUGCUUAAUAUUGCUCAGAGUCCACUGUUACAUGUUGGUUCGUUUCCAUCUCGAGCAGCGCAGGAACAUUGCUUUAAUUUUAGCUCCUGCAGCAGGACUGACUCUUUGCUGAGCCCGCGAGGAAUCACGCGAGGCAGAGUUGAUGCGACGCCUCCUCUUUGAAUCCUCUGAUUGGUAAAGAAGCAGCGGAAAGGAAAAAAAAAAAAAAAAGCGGUUCCUCCUUGUGUCUCUUGUUCCCUCCCACGACUGUUGUAGUUUGUCCCAUCUUUGCUGCUUUAAGUGGAUGUCUGUUACCCAUCAUCCUCUGUGUUUUUUUUUUUUGGCCUCUUUUGUUUACAAGUCUGCACAGAGAUGAGUGGUUGUCCUCAUUCUGCUCAGCCCGUGAAGUGUAUUGCUCUAAUUUACAACUAUCUCUUAAUUAUCAACGCAAGGCUCUCCAGAGAGCAGGUAUAGCUGAAAGCUCUCUACGUAGACCCCAAACACCUCUGUCUGUAUUACAGUGGGGGGCAGACACUAUAUAUGCAUGACUUUAUGCAUAUUGUAAAGCUAAAAAUUACUUUUGGUCACAUAAAAUGUUUUCUUGACUUUAGGGUUACGUUUGUGGCUGUCAAUAUACCAUUGACUACAGAGUUUUAUUUAUGUGUGAAAGGGGAUGUUAUGUUAUGUUUUUUUUUUUUUUUUUUUUGCUUAGCAAAAAAAGAUUUUUGUUUUAUUUCUACUGAGGUUCAACCCAAGCCUAUGUCCGCUACUCAGGGUAUCGCAUCUUGGAAUCACUCGGAAUAUCUCUAAAUGUUUAAAGAGGCCUUUCCCAGACUCUCACACUAACACCAUUACAGCGCAUUGUGUCCAAUUGUUAUAGUGGGUCACCGAGGGGAAGAAAAGUAACAAGAACAAAGUAUUAGAUUUGCUGUUAAUGACUAAAAUACACACAAAACACACACACGUAAAUCUCAGUUGUAACGUGGAUAGUUGCAGGGCAGUUUCUGCAACAUAUUCCAUUUCCUUUCCAAACUUUCUAGACAAAGAUGCGAGAAGUUGCAAACUUUUCCAAAUGAAGGAAUAAGAUAAGAUAAGAUAAGAUAGGCUUUAUUGAUCUCACAUUGGAAAAAUUCACAUAAUGGGAUCAUGGCCUGGAUCAACGUUAAUUAUCUUUUCAAUUCCAAGCAUCUCAUGUUUCCUUUUAACAAAUUAAUCCAGAACUUUCUGGCCUCAUAUUUAAUACCCGUCCUGGCUGAUUCAGGUAAAAGUAGGCCUUGCUAAUUACGACCAUUCAGACUUUUCAUUAAAAUCAGUCCUGAGUGAUCAGAUCCCAGUCACCCGGUUUAUAUGCGACACGCGACGGAGCUGGGCCGUCAUCAAACCAACCAACAGACAGCUACGUUGUUGUCAACGAGGUGAAUAUUCAUUUUGAUUACAUCUUUCUUAUUUCUGCUAAACUCGUUAUGAGUUUCGUUUUUUUAUCUUAACAUACAUGAUUAUAGAGAGAUGGAGAGUAAAUAAUGAAGAAAACUCAGCACCAGCGCACAGGCACUAAAGAUUUUACCCAAGUGCACAGCGCUGGCGGCUUGCUGGCGGCUUGCUGGCGGCUUGCUGGCGGCUUGCUGGCGGCUUGCUGGCGGCCAGCAUCUGCUCCACACACCUUUAUUAGCCUACACACUGCAAAAUCUAAUCUAAAUCUAAAAUCAGCAAAAUGUUCUUAAACAUAGUGUUUUUAUCCUUGAUUUGAGCAGGUAAAUAAUAUCAUCUGCCAAUAGAAUUAGUAUUUUGACCCUUAAAUUAGGAUAAUUAGACAUCCUGCAGUUGAAAUAAGGCGAUGGAGAUAAAUCGUUCCAAUUUUAAGUGCAAAAAUCUUAUUCUAUUGACAGAUCAUCUUUUUUACCUGCUCAAAUCAAGAACAGAUACACUAAUUUACUUAUUUUUAGUUCAGUUUUUGCAGUGCACACAUUAUGCUGUGUAAAUGUGACACAUAUAGAAAGGUUAUAUGUGAUUUUUAUGAGUCCUUUUAUAAUCUGGUGACCCCAGUGGAUUUAGUCAACUCCAACAACAGAAAAGAUGUUAAAAUAAGCAAACUAUAUAGUGCAGGAGCACUAACUCCAGCUGAUAUACACUGAUUUAUGUGAGGGCAUCUUUUAUUGAGUUUAUUCAAAUCUAACCAAGAAAAUCUUAUCUAUAGAGUCUAGACAUCUAUUUAAUCAUGUUUGGUGAAAACAUUGCUGAUUAUGGCAUCACUGUUUAUAGAAGGGUUUGUUUUGUUUUUUUCUAAUUGGGGAGUAGUCCAUGUAGCUCUGCUCUUCUAGCAGAAUCGGGUCAACUCAGCGGGGGGGACUUCUCAAUCUCCCAGGAGGGAUUUUGUUCAGACUGCUAAACUAAAUGCUUAGAUAUACCUCUCUCCACCUGUGAAUGUGAGCCACUUGGACCUCACAGAGGAGCAAGCACUGUUUUCCUUGGGGCUAUCAGCGUCCCUGGCGGUGCACACAGCCAGCGGCAAAGAUGAUUGCAUUUCAGUCACAUGGGCUUUGUGGUCGAUCAGACCUGAAGGGGGGAAUUAAGACUAAUGCAGAUAAAUUAAAUCCUACUGAGGUGGUCUGAGGAAAUCUGUCCUCAAAACGUUUUAAAAACACGUCACACCUGUAUUUAGGGUUGUUCUGGUGCGGUGGGAUUGUUCAGGACGGAUGUUAUUGCCAGGUGCGAACUGGUUUAACAGAAUGAAAUAUCGCUAAUAAAUCCAAGAAGGGCCCCUAAACUUUAUUUCUGGCUGCGCUGGUCUGCUCCUUUGGGUUUGUCACUGGAUCCCCCCUUUAAAACAGGCUAAUCAAUGCUUUCUUUAUCUUUUAGUUUUUAUCGGGUGUAUUGUGCAAUGUUGAAUCAAAAACCGUGACGUUUCUGUCUAAGAUCCAUAGCUUGUCUUACCAGUCAACUAUGUCAGAAGCAAGCCGUCCCUUUUUCUCCUCUGGAGUUCUGGAUUGUACAUCAGCUUAGUCCUGUUUAGUGUGUUGGUGUGUUUUCUUGAAGGGCUUAUGCAUAUAUGACAAAAAAAUAAAAAAUAAAUCUAGUCAAAUCUUAAUUUGAUCUUAAUAAAAAAACAAAUAAAAAUAAAAAACAGAUCUGGAACCUCCAGAGACAGGAGGGUUUUUAUGUCUUUAGUAGCUCCCAGAUUGCGGGAGAGCCAAUGUUAAAGAUGUACAUUUGAAUGUUAGUAGGGGAGAUAAUGUAUCCUGUCUCACGCUGCCUUUUUAUGUGCGAAAAAAAAACAACAAAAAAAAAACAUACAAAGAAAAGAGCUAGAAUAUCCUCGUGGUUUACUAUGAGGAGGGAACUUUUACAUCAGUGCCAAAUCGCAUGAGGAUGUGCAUGAACAUGCACGCCCGUUACUACACAGACGCACUCUUCUGCCCCCACCCCCAUCCCACCUCGGAGAGCUUGAUUAUUCCCGCGGCGUGAUUUAAAGUGAAACAAAGCGUAGUUUUGGAUCAGUAGUAUUAUCUCUGCAGUUUGUGGUGUUAGCCUUCUAGCUUCAGCGGUCACACUCUGAACCUCCAUGACAGGUGAUGCUACUCUCAUUCCCAAAACAUGAUCUGUUUAGAGCUUUUUACAGCUAUAUACUUAUAUAUAAUAUAUAUAUAUAUAUAUUUAUAUUUUGUGACACAUUAUCAACCAUGGGACAUGUUUCUUACAGAUGUUUCAGUAUUUAAGGAUUGUCCUUUUGGUGUUCUUAGUUGAAGGGUUUACAGGCGAGGCAAUAAUGUUAAAGAAAAACGUGUAAAAUUGUUUUAAUUUUCUUUUCCUCCUUUAAGGAGUUUUGCUGUGAGCGCGGCUAAACGGUCUCUGUAUAAAAGUUGUCAAAUAAAGCAGCAAAUGUUACUGUUGGUGUUUGUACAGUUCAACUCUCGAAGUUCUGAUGUUGGCCUUACUGUCCAUUCCUCCUCUGUUGAUGUUUUUUUUUUUUUCUGUUGAAUUCUGUACAAAAAUAUUUUGCAAUAAAUACGGAACUGUUUUUCAAAG